AUGGUCGCAAUUACCAUCCCUGAGAACUAUGGCGCGGUCAUCACCGUCGCGCUCGGCGCCAUCCCCGUCCUAGGCUUCGUCCACGGCAUCAUCACCGGUCGCCAGCGCAAGGCCGCCAAGGUCCCCUACCCGCAUUCCUACGCGACCCAGGAACAAUGCCGUGAGAAUGCCAAAGCCGAGCAAUUCAACUGCGCCCAGCGCGCUCACGCCAACUUCCUCGAGAACGCCUCCCAGACUAUGCUGUUCACCCUUGUUGCGGGUCUGAAGUACCCCCAGCUUGCGGCUGGUAUUGGUGCUGCCUGGGUGUUCUUCCGCACACUCUUCCUGUAUGGAUAUGUCUACUCCGGCAAGCCGCAGGGCAAGGGCCGGAUGAUGGGUGGCUUCUUCUGGCUGGCGCAGGGUGCGCUGUGGGGUCUUAGUGUGUUUGGUGUCGGUCGCGAUCUGAUCUCCAUCUAG
This is a messenger RNA of Penicillium argentinense, 456 nucleotides long. Its product is annotated as MAPEG family protein. The transcript is spliced from 3 exons. Lineage: Eukaryota; Fungi; Ascomycota; Eurotiomycetes; Eurotiales; Aspergillaceae. The coding region runs from base 1 to 456 and encodes 151 amino acids. The record is from RefSeq and is a predicted model, not a curated record. Gene Ontology annotation, cellular component: nuclear envelope; endoplasmic reticulum; membrane. Gene Ontology annotation, molecular function: glutathione transferase activity; glutathione peroxidase activity.